CCCCGCGGGUUCGCCUCCCGCAUGUGCUUGGAGACACGAUGCACGCGACCGCAUAUAACAUCUGAUCCCCUGCUCCACAAUCACUGUUCACGCCGGUUUGCGAGGUCUACCAGUUCUGCUCCCAUUCUGUCCCCUGGUUCUUCUUUCGUUUCUUUCAAUUUGGCCGUCAGUGCAGCCACAGCCAUCCAAGCAAGCCUGCGGCUCUUCUAGAUCGUCGUCCGACAGCACUCCCUGGCGCUGGAUGCUUCCGUCAACAUGUGGUCGAUGAAACGGUCACGGGCGAACGGUCACGUCGAGAUUUCAGAGCAUACCGAAAUCCGCCGCAAGCCCAUGCCUUCUUCCAACCAGCAGGUUGCCAACUUCUCCUAUCCCCGCACUGACUUCGUUCACCUCUACCGAAGAGACGACCCAGUCGUGCGGGAUUCACUAGGAUCCGAGUCCUCGCCGCCGCCGAUGGUGGAGGACCAUGGGUCGGAUCUCUCUGCUGAGGACGAUUGCCAGUAUCGAGUCGCGGGCUCCGAGUUGUGGGACUCCUGGCCUGCUCGGGAGCACAAGGGCAAGAAAAUAGACUACCCGGCCUUCAUCAAGUCUCCUACCGAUGUUCGGGACGACCGAUCACACCGAGAGCCUGCAAAGAGCCAACGAACACCACCGACGACGCGUGGCCCAGCACUGAGCUCAGGAAGCCAGAGCAGCCAAGUGCUCUCUCGACCAGCAGACGUGCAAGGGCCGGAGCCUCAACCCUCCGCUCCAAAGCCCCCGCCAAAAGUGACCUAUUCUCUCUUUCCUCCGGCGGAAAUCCACCCGAAGCACGCUCCGGUCCCCCUUCAGCCACCUUCGGGUACGCGGUCAAUGGGUCUGGAACCCUCGCCGCGCUCUCUCCCGUCUACCCAAAAAAUGCGGAACGCCGCCGCGGACGGUAAAGGACGCGUGACAUCCGCCUACAGACCAGGCUCGUCGAGAGCGACAACACCUAUUUCGGUCCAUGGUAGUUCCAUCACCGCAGGCUCGUCGUUGCUUCUGCGAAGUCCCGGACCAACGCCUCCAGCUUCUCCCUCCGAUGUUCGAGGCUCUUCCGAAGUUCCAAACUACCCUUCCGCAAGAGCAGAGAAAAGCUCAACUUCGAACUCAAACCAGCGCAAUUUUUCCUUGUCCAAAAUCACGACUCGGUCCUCGCCAUCCCUGGCGAAUCUCGCCAAGGCACAUCACCAAGCGUCAAAAACCGGCCACCAUCACAAGCCGGUGACCCCAGCAGAUCUUUAUGACCGCCCCCUCCCACCGCUGCCCACCGAGCGCCCCGAAACUCCUCCACAGGUCUCCGUCUUCGAAACAGACACGGACGACGAAGCCGACGAAGACGACGGCCGGCCAACCAGCGAGGCCAAGAAGUUCGCCCGCCGCCUGAUGCACGGCCUCGUCCACCAUCACCUCCAUCAUCACCACGACAACGAAAAGCGCGACAAAGGCACCGCGCCGGACCACAAGCGCAGCAUCAGCGACGACGGCCCGUCUGGCUCCAAGGAGGGCGGCGGCGGCGGUAGAAUGGGCAUCUCGCGCACGUUCAACGCCGCGGCGCGGUACAGACAUAGCGGUGGUACCGCUGACGCGGCCGGCCCGCCGAGGGCUGCCGUGAGCAUGGACCUGCCCCGGGACAGCGGGCAUCGGCAGUACCAGCAAAUGGCAGAUGAGGGGGAGAAGGGGGGCAGGUUCUGGAGUGGGCGGGCCAGUAAUGAGCUUUUAGGGAGGAUCUGGAAGCGACGCUGUUGAUCUGGCGGCUUGCUCACUUCUUUUCUUUUCUUCUUCUUCU
Molecule: messenger RNA, 1807 nt
Organism: Thermothielavioides terrestris NRRL 8126
Lineage: Eukaryota; Fungi; Ascomycota; Sordariomycetes; Sordariales; Chaetomiaceae
Exons: 1
Coding region: 256-1767 (503 amino acids)
Source: RefSeq, a predicted model, not a curated record